Molecule: messenger RNA, 5827 nt
Organism: Sinocyclocheilus grahami
Lineage: Eukaryota; Metazoa; Chordata; Actinopteri; Cypriniformes; Cyprinidae
Product: SH3 and PX domain-containing protein 2A-like
Exons: 9
Cellular component (GO): cytoplasm
Molecular function (GO): protein binding
Source: RefSeq, a predicted model, not a curated record
GCUGGUGGUUUGUCAGCACAGCUGAAGAACAAGGCUGGGUUCCUGCCACAUACCUGGACUCACAGAGCGGCACCAGAGAUGAUCUGGACCUGGGAACAUCUAGAUCUGGAGAAGAGGAGAAAUAUGUCACUGUCCAGCCGUAUACCAGUCAGGGAAAGGAUGAGAUCGGGUUCGAGAAAGGAGCAACCGUGGAGGUCAUCCAGAAGAACCUGGAGGGAUGGUGGUACAUCAGGUAUCAGGGUAAAGAGGGCUGGGCCCCAGCCUCAUACCUGAAAAAACUGAAAGAUGACCUUUCACCAAGGAAGAAGACUCUGACUGGCCCCGUGGAGAUCAUCGGAAACAUAAUGGAGAUCAGUAACCUCCUCAACAAGAAGGCUGUGAGCGAGAAGGACAUUCAAACUGACGGAGAGGCCACUAGCCCUGAGCGCCACAUCUCCAAAAGUGAAAUCAGUUUGCCUAUCCCAUAUGCCCCAGAGGCUGGAGUGGCACCCACAGUGGCCACUGGUUUGGGAAUGAACUCUGGAUCUAGCACCGCCCUACAGGAAAACAAGAGCAGGGCAGAGCCGGGGUCACCUGCCAUAGCCCGGGUGGCACCACACAGAGUUGAGAUAGGAUUUGAUGCCAUAGGAUCUCCAAACCUCAGACAGAAACCUCCUCCUCGAAGAGAUACAAAUCUGGCAUUCCAGUUGCCCAAACCUCCAGAGGCCCCUUCUGUGGAAGCGGAGUACUACACCAUAGCAGAGUUUCAAUCCAGUAUCUCAGAUGGCAUCAGCUUCCGUGGAGGACAAAAGGCUGAUACAGUUAAUAACAUGUUUUGUAUUCAACUGGCAGGAUCUCCAAACCUCAGACAGAAACCUCCUCCUCGAAGAGAUACAAAUCUGGCAUUCCAGUUGCCCAAACCUCCAGAGGCCCCUUCUGUGGAAGCGGAGUACUACACCAUAGCAGAGUUUCAAUCCAGUAUCUCAGAUGGCAUCAGCUUCCGUGGAGGACAAAAGGCUGAUGUCAUAGAGAAGAAUUCUAGUGGUUGGUGGUAUGUCCAGAUCGGGGAUAUGGAGGGCUGGGCACCCUGUUCCUUUAUUGAUAAACGCAAGAAGCCCAACCUGAGCCGGCGAACCAGCACACUUACCCGCCCUAAAGUUCCACCCCCUGCUCCACCAGUCAAGAAACCAGACUCAGAGGAAUCACCUUCUCUAGCUGGCUCCACCUCCAAAGCUCCAGAAUCCCCCACUCAGCGUGUCUAUGAGGAGCCAGAAUAUGAUGUUCCCACCAUUGGUUUUGACUCCGAUCUGGAUAGCAAUCCUCCAAAACAAAAAACAAAUAAUUCAUUGAAACCAGAGCCCCGUAAGUUUGAAAUUAAAAGCAAUCCAGCAGCUGCCGAAAGGAUUGCACAGGCUGGCAAAGCAUCACCUUUACUAAAAGUGAUGACCUCCCCCUUGAGGAAAAGAAACUCAUUGGAGAAUGUCAAUAAGGAGGAGGUGAUUUAUGAAAAUGAAGGCUUCAGGUUCUCCUCUGAUGAUUUUGCCAGUGGUUGCGAUUCAGAUACCCCAAGGAGUCUCACAUUGGGUCGUAAACCCUUUGGGUCCUCCUCUGGAGGAGGGAAGCCCCUCCGGAAGGUAUCGCCAGAUCUAAGCCGGAGUCACUCUCUUGGCCGUGCUGAGAGACACAGCCCCAAAUCAUCAUCAGACAAAUCAGGACGCAAUCCCAAAAGAGAGCCUGUCAUGCGAAAAGAUGUAGAGAUUAGGGUUGGUCAAAGUCCCUUAGCCAGGCCCAAACCAGUGGUGCGACCCAAACCUCUGUUUACAAAGUCAGAGCCCCAAAGUCCCGAAAGAAUGGACAUCAGCAGCCUACGCCGCCAGCUUCGGCCCACCGGAAGUCUUCGGCAGGGUGCAGUCCGUGCAGUACGUGGCGGUGAAGAUUCCGAGACUGCUUCUGUUGUGUCCUCUGAGGAUUCCAUCUCCUCAAGAAGUACCUCCGAUCUCUCCAGCGUCUAUUCCAAAGGUAGCCGAGGUGGGGAAUCUGACCAUGAAAGUGUGCUCUACAGGACCACAGAUGCCUACGAACGGGCCCAAGAGUCAGAGGUUAGCUUCCCAGCUAGUGUGGAGGUUGAGGUAUUGGAGAAGCAGGAAAGUGGAUGGUGGUAUGUCCGUUGGGGAGAUGAUGAGGGAUGGGCACCUACUUUCUAUUUGGAGCCAGUCAAGCAUACCCAUGACGUCGGUGUACAAGAAUCCCGUGAUGGCCCUCUUGUUGAUCUUGGUAGCACUAACAAGUCCAACAGCCUAGAGAAAAAUGAGCAGCGUGUUCAGGCCCUCAACAACCUAAACCAGCAGAACCUGAGGAGUAUGAACAAUCCUAGCCCACCAAUCCCAUCCAAACCACCAGGGGGUUUUAGCAAACCAAACCCAAUGCUAAACGGUUCAGGCGUACGGAUGCGUAACGGUGUCCGUCAGGCAGCAGUGCGACCGCAGUCAGUGUUUGUGUCUCCACCACAGCCUCUGAAGGACACCAACAUCCAUACAGGGUCUUUGAGAAGAAAUGAAUCACUAGGUGCAGGCGACCACUUCAGAGCCACAGGCGGCGUAAGGCGAAACUCCUCCUUCACUGCCGUGCGACUGCAGCCGGUGACCGAUGUACGGGUCAGGUCUGGGACCACCAUUACAGCACCCGCCGGAAGUUCAAGCCCCUUGAUUGCCCAGAGAAACGGAAUUCCAAUCUCUACAGUGAGACCCAAGCCCAUUGAGAAGACACACCUCAUUCACAACAACCUUCGAGAGGUUUACGUAUCUAUUGCUGAUUACCGUGGCGACGAAGAGACCAUGGGUUUCUCAGAGGGCACUAGUCUAGAAGUUCUGGAGAAGAAUCCAAAUGGAUGGUGGUACUGCCAGGUUCUAGAUGGCUUACAGGGACGUAAAGGCUGGGUACCGUCUAACUACCUGGAGAGAAAAAAGUAAUUCCCCAAAAAUGGUUUAAACAUGCACAAUUGUAAUCAAAAUGUAAAAAGACGAACUGACUGAAGGACUUUUGGUUUGAAACGAGAAAGACAGAGCCUUUUAGAAAGGAGUUUACAUUAAAACUAGAGUAAUGCAGGUGAAUGUUUAGCAAAAUCCCUGCCAUAACUUUAUGCCAAAUGGGUGCCUUCGUACAUCUUUCACUGAAUGUUAAGAGGAAUCGGUCAAAUGCCAGUGAAGCAAUGAAAAUACCAAAUUUCAACUUAGUGCCAUAGGCCUACAAGUACAGAAGCAACAAACUUAUUUUUGUUACAACAUUGAUAAGUGAAAAAGAUAAUUUCAUCAUAGGUGCAUAACAAAAAGUGCAAAUCCAAUCUUUAAGCACAUGAAACAAGAAAUUCCUGUAAAAACAUUUUGAACAAAAAAUCAACAUCAAUUGUUAUCUUAGCAUUGAGUGCGCUCAAACAAACAAAGCAUAACUUUGAUUGUAAUUUUUUAAAAACGUAUACUUUUUUUUGAGAAAUUGUUUUGUGUUAAUGUUUGUGAUAUCUUCCUUAGAGAUCUAUUUCUGCUUUCUUGUAACAUCCUAACAUCCCCAUUCUUUAAAUAUGCACAGGCCAAAAUGAAUAAAACAGGUUAAAGGAAAAUAGUCUGUGAAAGCUAUAUGCAUAGAUCACCUCAUGCCCACUUAAUUAUUGGGUUUAAACCCAAGUUCAGUUUACAAAGUGCAUCUGUUUUUAUUAGGAGGGUAGACAGCUUCAGAGGACAGGACUUUAGAUAUUGCUGCUCUGUGUGUGCUAAAUCUGUUAAUUCAAGAAAUCAGGACUGGAAAAUCGUUUGUUUUGUUCAGCAUUUUAUCCCAGGGAAGUAGUGACAUAACAUUGAGCCCAAAAUGUGAUCACACCAAAGAAGAUUUACAGACACAAUUGCUAGUUUGUUUUAGAGUUAGUAUUUAUUUUAUGGGUACAAAUAAAUACAGUGUAUUCAGCAAAACCUAAACGAGGUUUCAGAACUGAGAACAAAGUAUAUUUAAUUGUUAUAUCUGGAAGCACUUGAUUUUUUUUUAACCCAAAGAAAAGCACAUUAAUAUGCAAGGUUAAUUUCUACAUUACGAUAUUGCUGGGCAGUAUUGAAUCUGAAGUUACACAAUAAGCAGUGUAAACUACUAUCAUUUAAGAAUAGUGUUUCAUUUUCUGUUGACAAAGAUAUUAAAAUAGAUUCACGAACUUUAUCUUAGUCCAUGGUCCAAUCUUUCAUUCUCUUCUUUAUAGAUCACAGAGCUCAGAAUGAUUACUUUCCCCUUAUUCAAUCAAAUAAUAUUCAUUAACAACAGCAUAAAACAGCUGAUGUUCAAGAGUGCUGAAAUAUUUUUCUAAUGAAUAGUGUGAGCUCUUAGCUGAGUUUAGCACUACUUUUAUUUGAUUUAGUUUUCUGCUGGACAGUAUUUUAUUGUUAAACAGUUAAAACAUUAAUUACCUGCUAGAUUGCAGUUAUAUUCUAUUAAGCAGACAGUUGUUUAUUUUGUCUUGUUUGUUGGUUGUUGUGUGAUCACACAUGGACAAUAAUGAUGAAUGAAGUCGUUCAUUUGUUGUGAAUCAAUGCAUUUGAGCUUUUUUUAUGCACUGGUAUAAAGAUGCAGUGUACUUCAUCAGCACAUAAUUUAUUUUUUGUUGUAUUUAUCAUUUUUAAUGUUUUUAAAAAAUGUUUUUAAUACUGUCUUGCUAAGAUGCCAUUUUAUUGGCAUUUGACACUCGCUUUUUAAAACUUGAACCUCUUGGUAGUUCUGUAGUAAUUGGCUACUGCUAUAUUCUGAGCUUUUACCAAGAUGAUUUUUUGUCUCGUUUUGACAGUGUCUCCUACUGUCUUAAAAUUGGAAGUAGAUUUUUUAAACAAUUCUUGUGAGCAUUUUUCACCUUGUGUGAACAUGCUUUCACAUAAAUGUUUUAAAAUCCGAAAUGCAUUUUCAACCAAGCUGAUUGCUGCACCUUUAGCAACUGUGGACACUUCCUUUCUCGUUAUUGAUCCACAUAUAAUGCCAGAUUAUGUAAACAAAAAAAUCAUUUUAUUUCAUUUUAACAUCAUCAUAUCACUCCCAGAAAAAAAAGAAAAUAGACAUUAGAAAAAAAUCUGAAUAAGAAUCAAUCAGUCCUUCAAAUUAAAAGCCAGCAGUAAAAUGGGAACGAUCAAAUUACAUAACACUUUAUAAUUAAAAACAGCAGGGCUCUAUGUGGAUCCCUAAUUGUGACUGGACCAAAUUUGAUUUGAGUGUUUCAUAUAAAUGGUAUCAUUAAAAAAACAGCAAUAAUGGGAUUUUAAAGUUCCAAUUUGGGUGAUUUUGUUUUUAACUUUUACAUUUGAAAAUGAAAAUUAAGCCAUUGCACUCUCAAUUGCAACUCUUUUUUUGACGAUGGCAUUACAGAAAUGUGUCGACUCACUACAACGCAGCACUUGUGAUGGAUGUUGCUAAGCUCCAAUGAUACUUUGCUCUUUCUUCAUUCGCGCCUAUACAAUUUACAAGGGAACUGUUAAGUGUCAGACUAGUUCUUAUCUUAUAUUACUUGUGUAUCUGCUAGCUUUGUUUUAUGUGUUCUUUAUUUAUUUAAAUGUUAAUGCUUUUUUCAGGAACAGUAUUGCGUUUUACAGUUGUUGUUUUUUUCUUAUUCUUUCUCCUUUUCACUAUUGACAUUACUCAGAUGGAAUGAGGAAGUGUGCAAUACAAAAACAGGCAUCUCACCAGUUAAGAACAAUUGUAUUGAAGAAAGCUUUGUUUUUACUUAGAAUUCUGACAAUUUUAUGUCAAAUAAUGCCUGGAUUUGUCCCAUAGUUUUUUGUUUUUUUUAAAUCCUCCAAUUCAAAAUACAGUGGGGCAAAAAAGUAUUUAG